AUGAAUAACAGACCAUCGCCUGUUCCCAAAGGUGAACGCGGGUUACCUGGAGAGAAAGGUGAUUCUGGUAUCGUGAACUCAGACAAAACCAAAGCAAUAAUACAAGAAAUAGUUAACGCAGGUAUGGACAAGAUGGCGGACAUUGUGGAGGAAAGGAUAUUAGAGAAGCUAAGAAAUCAAACCGAAAAUGAUGCGACCACAGAAGAUACCACUACAGUAAUUGCGACCACUCAAGGACUGUCAACUGAAGAAUGUAGCGUUGUCUAUAAUUCAAAAUGUUUUCGAGCGAUCGUUUAUGACACGCGGAACUACAACGUCACAUUAAGCGUCGCUGAAUCUAUUUGCGAAAACAAACUGGCUAACAUGUAUGACAUCACACACUAUUUACGACCAAUGAUUCCAGAUGGAUGGUUAGGGAUUUAUGUUCGUACGGGAAUGACUUACAAGCUCGGUCAGCUGUAUUCAACGACGGGCUAUGCUAUAUUUCUGCCAACUGAAGUUUGGAAUCCUUUUUUUACCUAUUCCGAUGCAUCGUUCACAACUGUUGCUGUUCUUGUCGAGCGAAACCCAGAAGACAAAGAUCAAGGGAUUUUUAAUGCUCGUCCUUCCGAUGUAUAUCACGGAGCCAUCUGUGAAAAUGAUUUAUAACUCUGUCCAUUGAAUGAUCGAUAAACAAAAUCGAUAAACAAAAUUGACCUUGGCAGAGUCACACAAGUUAACGACUGGUGAUAACUCAAUAGGUCAUACAAUCGAUUAUUACUGACAAUGUAGCUCGCUGACAGAGGUCUGCCCGACAGACAUUAAAAGCAAGUGCCGUUUUAAAACAGCUUUUUCACUUCAAUUGUCAAGGUUUCGUAACAAUUACGAUUUGCAAUUGCGUGAACUUGUGACGUUAUCUCGCUUGCGAAUGUCUAUGUGACAUUGUAUAUCCACUAAAAUGUAUAUGUUUCAGAUUCUUUUCAAAUCAUUGCGGACCCCCUGUGCAGUCAUCACGGAUCUCCAGGGGUCCGCGGCCCCCAGUUUGGGAAACAUGUUUUUAACAUUGUGAGGAAGGAGAAGGCGGUGGUCAGAAAAGGCCACGUUGCAUAUCACAGAAAUAAUUACUGAUAUUUUAACUCGAAUUUUGCUUGAUUCAAUAAUGAAUAAUCGACAUAAACUCUAUUUUAACCUGGUCAGUUUGUUUUCAAACAUUUCAACUUGUUUGACUUGUUUCAGGAAAUGACCGUUCAUAACUUUUGU
Messenger RNA from Styela clava, 1239 nucleotides. Lineage: Eukaryota; Metazoa; Chordata; Ascidiacea; Stolidobranchia; Styelidae. The record is from RefSeq and is a predicted model, not a curated record.